Molecule: messenger RNA, 1232 nt
Organism: Artibeus jamaicensis (Jamaican fruit-eating bat)
Lineage: Eukaryota; Metazoa; Chordata; Mammalia; Chiroptera; Phyllostomidae
Gene: NR2E1
Product: nuclear receptor subfamily 2 group E member 1
Exons: 9
Coding region: 25-1182 (385 amino acids)
Biological process (GO): anatomical structure development; negative regulation of transcription by RNA polymerase II; cell differentiation
Molecular function (GO): RNA polymerase II cis-regulatory region sequence-specific DNA binding; nuclear receptor activity; zinc ion binding
Source: RefSeq, a predicted model, not a curated record
CCGCUCCGCCCGGGGACUGCAAGCAUGAGCAAGCCGGCCGGAUCAACAAGCCGAAUUUUAGAUAUACCCUGUAAAGUGUGUGGCGACCGCAGCUCCGGGAAACACUACGGGGUCUACGCCUGCGACGGCUGCUCGGGUUUUUUCAAACGGAGUAUCCGAAGGAAUAGGACGUAUGUCUGCAAAUCUGGAAACCAGGGAGGCUGCCCCGUGGACAAGACGCACAGAAACCAGUGCAGGGCGUGUCGGCUCAAGAAGUGUUUGGAGGUCAACAUGAACAAAGACGCCGUGCAGCAUGAACGGGGCCCUCGGACGUCCACCAUCCGUAAGCAGGUGGCCCUCUACUUCCGUGGACACAAGGAAGAGAACGGGGCAGCCGCACACUUCCCUUCUGCAGCGCUGCCCGCGCCAGCCUUCUUCACCACGGUCACGCAACUGGAGCCACAUGGCCUUGAGCUGGCCACGGUGUCCGCCACCCCAGAAAGGCAGACCCUCGUGAGCCUGGCUCAACCCACACCCAAGUACCCCCAUGAAGUAAAUGGGACCCCAAUGUAUCUCUAUGAAGUGGCCACAGAGUCAGUGUGUGAAUCAGCUGCCAGGCUUCUGUUUAUGAGUAUUAAGUGGGCCAAGAGUGUACCAGCUUUCUCCACCCUGUCUCUGCAAGACCAGCUGAUGCUUUUGGAAGAUGCUUGGAGAGAACUGUUUGUUCUAGGAAUAGCACAAUGGGCCAUUCCGGUUGAUGCUAACACUCUACUGGCUGUAUCUGGCAUGAAUGGUGACAACACAGAUUCCCAGAAGCUGAACAAGAUUAUAUCUGAAAUACAGGCUUUACAAGAGGUGGUGGCUCGGUUUAGGCAACUCCGGUUAGAUGCUACCGAAUUUGCCUGUCUCAAGUGCAUUGUCACUUUCAAAGCUGUUCCUACACACAGUGGUUCUGAACUGAGAAGUUUCCGGAAUGCUGCUGCCAUUGCAGCUCUUCAAGAUGAGGCUCAGCUAACGCUCAACAGCUACAUCCAUACCAGAUAUCCCACUCAACCCUGUCGCUUUGGAAAACUUCUGCUGCUUUUGCCAGCUUUACGUUCCAUUAGCCCUUCAACAAUAGAAGAAGUGUUUUUCAAAAAGACCAUCGGUAACGUGCCAAUUACAAGACUGCUUUCAGAUAUGUACAAAUCCAGUGAUAUCUAAGCCCUUCGAGCCCCUACUGUUCUGUAUGGGCCAGUCCCCAUGGAGAACAA